Messenger RNA from Molossus molossus (Pallas's mastiff bat), 1976 nucleotides. It is a transcript of the gene BAIAP2, whose product is annotated as BAR/IMD domain containing adaptor protein 2. Gene Ontology annotation, cellular component: cytosol; nucleoplasm. Gene Ontology annotation, molecular function: protein binding; cytoskeletal adaptor activity. The coding region runs from base 72 to 1631 and encodes 519 amino acids. The record is from RefSeq and is a predicted model, not a curated record. NCBI's taxonomy places the organism in Eukaryota, Metazoa, Chordata, Mammalia, Chiroptera, Molossidae. Gene Ontology annotation, biological process: positive regulation of actin filament polymerization; actin crosslink formation; plasma membrane organization. The transcript has 14 exons.
CCCGCCGCCGCCGCCGCCGCCUCCGGCACCUGCGCUCCCGCUCCGGUCCGCGGUGCAGCCGGACCAGCACCAUGUCGCUGUCGCGCUCGGAGGAGAUGCACCGGCUCACGGAAAAUGUCUACAAGACCAUCAUGGAGCAGUUCAACCCCAGCCUGCGGAACUUCAUCGCUAUGGGCAAGAACUACGAGAAGGCCCUGGCAGGCGUGACCUACGCUGCCACAGGCUACUUCGAUGCCCUCGUGAAGAUGGGUGAGCUGGCCAGCGAGAGCCAGGGCUCCAAGGAACUCGGAGACGUUCUCUUCCAGAUGGCCGAAGUCCACAGGCAGAUCCAGAACCAGCUGGAAGAAAUGCUCAAGUCCUUCCACAAUGAGCUGCUCACGCAGCUGGAGCAGAAGGUGGAGCUGGACUCCCGGUACCUGAGCGCCGCACUGAAGAAGUACCAGGCGGAGCAGAGGAGCAGGGGCGACGCGCUGGACAAGUGCCAGGCUGAGCUGAGGAAGCUGCGCAAGAAGAGCCAGGGCAGCAAGAACCCCCAGAAGUACUCGGACAAGGAGCUGCAGUACAUCGACGCCAUCAGCAGCAAGCAGGGGGAGCUGGAGACCUCGGUGUCGGAGGGCUACCAGACGGCGCUCACGGAGGAGCGGCGGCGGUUCUGCUUCCUGGUGGAGAAGCAGUGUGCCGUGGCCAAGAGCUCCGCCGCCUACCACUCCAAGGGCAAGGAGCUGCUGGCUCAGAAGCUGCCGCUGUGGCAACAGGCCUGCGCCGACCCCAACAAGAUCCCGGACCGUGCCGUGCAGCUGCUGCAGCAGCUGGCCAGCAGCAACGGCGCCAUCCUCCCCGGCACCCUGUCCACCUCCAAGUCCAGCCUGGUCAUCUCAGACCCCAUUCCGGGGGCCAAGCCCCUGCCGGUGCCCCCCGAGCUGGCCCCGUUUGUGGGGCGGCUGUCCGCCCAGGAGAACGCACCCAUCGUGAAUGGUGUCUCGGGCCCGGAAGGCGAGGACUACAGCCCCUGGGCCGACCGCAAGGUGGCCCAGCCCAAGUCCUCUUCGCAGCCGCAGACCAAGAUGAGCGAUUCCUACUCCAACACACUGCCUGUGCGCAAGAGUGUGGCCCCGAAGAGCAGCUACGCCACCACCGAGAACAAGACGCUGCCCCGCUCCAGCUCCAUGGCGGCCGGCCUGGAGCGCAACGGCCGUGUGCGGGUCAAGGCCGUCUUCUCCCAUGCGGCUGGGGACAACAGCACCCUGCUGAGCUUCAAGGAGGGUGACCUCAUCACCCUGCUGGUGCCCGAGGCACGGGACGGCUGGCACUACGGCGAGAGCGAGAAGACCAGGAUGCGGGGCUGGUUUCCCUUCUCCUACACCCGAGUGCUGGACAGCGACGGCAGCGACCGGCUGCACAUGAGGACCCGGGCUGGCCCUGAGCACCUCGCGCCUGCAGCCUGCAGCCGGGCAAGAGCAGCAGCACGGGCGACCUGCUGGACAAGGACGGCCUGGCCCUCCCGCCCCCCGACUACGGCGCGUCCUCCCGGGGCUUCCCCGCCCAGACGGCCAGCGCCUUCAAGCAGAGGCCCUACAGCAUGGCGGUGCCCGCCUUCCAGGGUCUGGAUGACUACGGGGCGCGGGCCGUGAGCAGCGGCAGCGGCACGCUGGUGUCCACAGUGUGAGGACGCUGACCACGCGGCUGCUCAGGACAGCCGCCCGUCUGUCUGGUCUUCAUCGGUUUCCUCCUCAGCGCUCGUUCCUGGGUCAUUUCUUUCCCACCUGCCCCUCUUGCCUUUGGUUGGUGACCCCAGACUCUGAGAUCCCCAGGGUCCAUGGUGCUGCCCAUCUCUGCUCCUGUGUUUACACGCCCUUCCGCGCCCCAGGGGCCCGCCCCUCGCUGCAGCCCCGACACACUGCCUUUCCAAAGGCUCGCCGCGAGCCAGCGCUGACGUUUGAAGAAAAAGAAAAAAAUCUUUAAAAAAAAAAAAAAAA